Chenopodium quinoa (quinoa) is the source of this 2502-nucleotide messenger RNA. RefSeq names its product LRR receptor-like serine/threonine-protein kinase GSO1. The record is from RefSeq and is a predicted model, not a curated record. NCBI's taxonomy places the organism in Eukaryota, Viridiplantae, Streptophyta, Magnoliopsida, Caryophyllales, Amaranthaceae. The coding region runs from base 1 to 2385 and encodes 794 amino acids. Gene Ontology annotation, molecular function: protein binding. The transcript has 2 exons.
AUGGAGGAAGAUUUGCGAAUUCCGAUUAUUUUGGGUAGACCAUUCCUUCAUACUGCAGGGGCAAUAAUAGAUGUGAAAAGUGGUAAACUUACACUAUCGAUAGGGGAUGAUAAUAUUACUUUUAAUCUGAAUAAUGUCCCUAAAAGUCCCAUGUUAGAGGAAAAGUGCUUUAGUAUUGGUGUGGUCGAUGGGGAUGAUUGUUGUAGCUGGCAUGGUGUCACCUGCCACAAUGCUACCCGUCGCGUGCUUCGUCUUGAUCUACGUUGUGACGAUGAAAGUGCGUAUGAUACACCAGAGUAUCUAUUAUAUUCCUAUUAUGUUUACCGUAGUUCCACUUGUAGUCUAGGUUUCUCUGAGUUGAAUCCUAGCUUGCUUGAACUGAGGCAACUGAGGUACUUAGAUUUGAGCGGGAAUGAUUUCGAUGUUAGUAAUAUCCCACAGUGGAUAGGGUCAAUGAAACAUUUGAGGUAUCUCAACCUCUCUAGCGGAGGGUUUGGCGGUGGUGGCCCUCCACAGCUUGGCAACCUCACUAGAUUACGAGCUCUAGAUCUUUCUGAUAAUUUUAAUUCUUACUCGACCAAUCUCCACUGGUUAUCUUCUCUUGUGAAUUUGCGGUGUUUGGGCAUGUGCGAUACCAAUAUCACCACGAAAGCUCUAAAUACAAUACCGCAAGUACUUGGCCACCUUCCUCUGUUAUACUUGCGGCUAUCGUUGAUGGGAAUUGAUAAUCAACUUUUGUCAAGUAUUUUCUCCAAUUCAACUAUGGCAUCUAGAAUACAACAUCUUGAUGUUUCAGGGAACAACCUGGAAGGCUCAAUCCCUCAUAUUUUGUCCAAUAUGACCUCCCUUAAAUUCCUUGACCUCUCCUAUAGCCAGUUGAAUGGCUCCAUCCCACUUUGGCUUGGUAACAUGAAAGACCUUGAAUAUCUUGACCUUAGCGGGAAUAGAUUUAGUCAUGUUGAGGGAGGGACAAUCAUGGGCAUCUUGGGGAAUCUAUGCCAUCUUAAAACACUCAACUUGCGAAGUUCUAUCGUAGGAGGUAAUUUCUUAGGCCUUAAUCAUGAUAAUUUCGCUAAUUGCGUUGAAUAUGAUCUUGAGCAUUUGGAUUUGACCUUCAAUAAUAUCACAAAUACCUUACCAAAAUGGUUAGGAGAGUUGAGAAAUUUGAAGUUCAUUGAACUUUCAAAUGGUAAUACAUUUUAUGGUCUAAUUCCUCCAGCUAUUGGAAACAUGUCAUCACUGAUUGAGUUAAAUCUAAAUAGUUGUAAUUUACGGGGAACCAUUCCUACCUCUCUUGGAGGAUUAUCAUCCUUGGAAUCCUUAGAUUUAAGCAAUAAUUUUUUAGAGGGAUCCAUUCCUACUUCUCUAGGGUCAUUGUCAUCCUUACAAAUAUUAGAUUUAAGCAAUAAUUUUUUAGAUGGAUUCAUUCCCACUUCUCUAGGGUCCUUUUCGUCCUUGCAAAAUGAGCUCAGGGUGUUAGACCUUUCCAAUAAUAGGCUAUUUGUAGAAAUAAUUGAUUGGAUUCCAAAUGUUAAUUUGCGAGAGAUAAAUCUCUCCAAUAAUCACAUUAUGGGACCGAUCCCACAUUUUUUUCCAUCUUCACAACUAAGAUACAUAGACCUCUCAUAUAACUUUCUUUCAGGGCCUAUGUUUAAUGAUUCAUCCUCUAAGAUUGGAGUAGUCAAAGCUCCAUUGUGCCAUUUAGAGAAUUUACAACUCCUACAUCUUCAACGGAACCAACUUUCUGGUACAAUCCCUGAUUGUUGGGGCACCUCAGAAGGCUUGAGUGUUAUUGACCUGUCCUCUAACAAACUCUCUGGAAGUAUCCCCAUGACUAUUGGGCUACUUCCGGAAAUGGCAUAUCUUAAACUGAACAACAACUCAUUAGAAGGCACUCUACCUCCAACACUAAAUGAACUUUUGGGGUUGGUGAUUUUGGAUAUAGGUGAAAACAAACUAUCUGGGGAGGUUCCACAUUGGGAUGCAGAUAGUCAUCCUUUUUUGGAAAUUGUCAUCAUGCGAGCGAAUCAACUUGAAGGUGUUAUUCCAUCACAAUUGUGUUCACUCCCUCGCUUGCAAUUUCUUGACCUUGCAAUGAACAAUUUGACAGGAAGCAUCCCUAGUUGUUUUGGCCAUUUUAAGAGUAUGAAGAAGUCACUGCAACUCAAAGCACCUUCUACUUACGAAAUGGCUCUAGGACCAGCAACAACACCAGCAGAGCCACCAGAGAGUUUCAAAGGAGAAAAUGCAAUGGUGGUCUUGAAAGGGGAAGAACGACAAUACACCACGACGUUGAAGCUUGUAGUGAACCUAGAUCUCUCAAGCAAUGGCUUAGUGGGUCAAUACCCGAGGAGCUUACAAAUCUAUCUAAACUCGUUGGUUUGAACUUAUCCAACAAUCAUUUUACAGGAAUUAUUCCUCUCAACAUUGGUGAAAUGGGAUCACUUGAAUCACUUGACUUGUCUAAAAAUAAUCUCUCUGGAACAAUCCCAUCUAGCUUAU